Molecule: messenger RNA, 1603 nt
Organism: Salvelinus sp. IW2-2015
Lineage: Eukaryota; Metazoa; Chordata; Actinopteri; Salmoniformes; Salmonidae
Source: RefSeq, a predicted model, not a curated record
CUUAUCCUGAGCAUCAGAAACCUGGUAUGCAAGGGAUAUCAUUACUGGAUAUUUGUUAUGAAAUUCUGUUUUGAAACUGUGCAUAUGAAAUGUGAGAGCCCAUAUCCAAAAUGAACAAGAUUCCAGCUCUGGAUUUUAGCAGCCAAUGAUUUGUUGGAUGACAGUUGUGAAGCACAAAAUAAGAUUGAGAGACACUACAAAUCCUCAAUGGAAGAAGAGCACCACAGUCAGAAAAUAAGGUAUGCAAAAUCUUCUAUUUUGUGUUUGUGAUUUUCCCAAAAAUCUAUCUUGGUUUAAUAAAAUGUAUAUGAUAGAGAGCUUAUUAAUUAAUGUGUACAUUUGUACUCAUUCCUAGAAGCAUGACACAUGUUAGGUCUUCCCAGUUAGCCAUCGGAACAACAGCUAUUUUUGGGUAAGAACACACUGAUCCUCCAGGGAAUAGCAGUGUACUGAUACUGAAUGGUAAGUGGUGAGGGGCAACGUUCAUUUUAAAUUCAAUUAUCCCUCUGAUUAACUUUGCAGGAUCCUCUGCAUGUGCUUUAUGUUUGUUCGGUAGACUUUUAGGUAUGGCUCUUAAGAUUCAGCAUGAAUAAAGAAUUUAAUUUGGAAUUAACAAUACUAACUUUGCUAUGUGGUCAUUUGGCCAACUCUAAAACAAAUAAUGCAUCUUCUUCAUGCACAAUACUACUCUUUCUCUUAUAGUACAACAGCAUCAGUCUCACUUGAAAUAUCUUCAACUACUACAACAAGGGGAGUCAGGGAUCAAUCGAUCAUUGGGAAAGGAAAGAAAAUGGAUGUCAAAGAAACCUGGAGACAAAUAAAAGUAGAGGUCACCUCUCCUGACAGACACUGCAGAGCUGGAGAGCAGACGUUCUGACAGCGACGUCGUGGUUGGCACCCAUCACCUGGGAGUGCACCUUCAAUUUAGACAUCAUUGACAACAUGUAUCAAAAACUUCACUAUAGCAACUACGAUUUUUGCUGUUGGAAAGUAAAUACAUAUUAUUUACAUGAAGUUUCACCAGCGCUGGGGAGCUGAGGCGCUCAGCCAGCUUGUCGCUGCAGUUCACCUAUCUUACUACUAUGAGAGCCGGGACAAGUUCCUCUACGAACGCAGACCUGCCUCAUUAUCCUUUGUGCCCCUGAAUGAGGGGGACUUCUACUAUGACGGAGCAGUGUUUGGAGGGACUGUGGAGGAGGUCCACAAGCUGACUAGGACAUGCCAGGAGCAUCUGGACAGAGACAGGGUUAAUGGCAUAGAGGCAGCGUGGCAAGAAGAGAACCAUCUCAACCGCUACCGUAUCUACAACAAACCCACCCGGCUGCUCUCCCGAGUACAUAUAUGGGACUACAGAAAGAGUCAUGAUGCACCUGAGAUCAAGGUCAUAAGGCUGGCCUCUGUCAUGAAGAAUAACGUAGAAAUACGACAAUGUAAAAAUGUAGAGGGUCAAUAACCUCAGUUUUGGAUGAAAAAAAACGUGAAAUACAAAUUAUUUUAAACAGAGGUCGAUCAACUUUGCUCUUAUGCCCAAUAUUAUUUUGAACUUUGUUUUGUAAGUUCGCUUUUUUCAUUAAUAUUUUGUUGUAUUAGGGCCACAAAGACA